Messenger RNA from Caenorhabditis angaria, 1192 nucleotides. The record is from the annotation of a GenBank genome assembly. Lineage: Eukaryota; Metazoa; Nematoda; Chromadorea; Rhabditida; Rhabditidae.
AUGGCUGAAAUUUUCUCGAAAAACGAGGAUGUUUGGGAUGAUACGGAACUGAUUAAGAUGUAUGAGGAAUCGAUUAGCUCGACUUAUGUAAGUUUUGUUGAAAAAUUUUAAUUUUUGGUAUGAAACCUUGAAAAAGUCGGAAAAACAAGAACCAAUACUCAGAAAAUCUAGAUCAAAAUAAGCCUUAGUUUGAGUUAGACUCGAGAAAAUCUGAAAACAUGAGUUUGAAAUCUAGUUUUUCAGGAAAAUUUCCAAUUUUGAGCCUUAAUCCUCAUUUCAAAUUUUCAGUUUAGUCGCCCAAUGAAAAAAAAAAUUUGUUUUGCAGAAAAAAGUGCAAAAAUCACAAACUUCAGCCGAAUACACAACAUCGGAUGGCAAAAAAUACACUGUAGGUUAUAUUUUCUGAAAAAUUGAAAAAUUUGAGAUUUUGUGAAAAAUUCAAAGUUUCACAGAACAAAAAAAUGUUUAAAAAAUUUCGAUUUUUCAUGAAAAAAAACAAAAAUAGAAAACGCUCAAAUUCUUCAUUUUUGCAGUGGAAAAUUGGCUCAAAAUGUAUGGCUCCAUAUCGAGAAUCGGCGGAACAAUCAGAAGAAGAAAUCGAAUAUUUUCCGGCAAUAAUUGAUUGGAUUUCCGAAAAUCAAAAAGAGGCAAAAGUGACUUUUGAUGGAUAUGGAAAUCAGGAAUUGGUAAAAAUACAGGAUUUAUGGGAGUUAGUUUUUUUCCAGGUUUUUUUUGAAUAUAUAAAAAAAAUCAGAAAAAUCGCGCUCAAAAAUUACAAUCCACGUAGUUUUUUCAUAAAUAAAUAAAUUCGAAAAAAAUAUUUUCAGCGAAAACGAAAUCGUGGAAACCGAAGAAACGGAUGGUGCUGAAACUGAUGUUGUUAUGGAAUCACCGAAACCCGUCAAAAACUCCUCUUCUAAAAGUUAGUCUAUUUCUGACUAAAAAAUCUGAAAAAUGUUGAGAACUUCAUCCGAAUUUUCCAGAAAAACAUCAUCAUCAUCAAUCGUCUUCAACCCAUUCAAAACUUCCAAUCCUAGCCCCUCCACCACCGCCGGGAUUAUUAAAUAUGGUGGCUCCCGAUGAAACCGAAGCGUUGAGUUCAAUGUUAAUGAGUUGGUAUAUGAGUGGAUAUCACACGGGAUAUUAUCAGGCGAUUUCAGAUUCCAAAAAAUCUCAUUCUCGAUCAAAAUAA